Molecule: messenger RNA, 3151 nt
Organism: Dalotia coriaria
Lineage: Eukaryota; Metazoa; Arthropoda; Insecta; Coleoptera; Staphylinidae
Product: lachesin-like
Exons: 9
Coding region: 208-1554 (448 amino acids)
Cellular component (GO): neuron projection
Source: RefSeq, a predicted model, not a curated record
GCCGACGACCGGCCGCUCUGAAACUCAAACACGCGUUUGUUUGCGCGUCUAUCUCGCGCUCAAAUUCAACAAUCACAGAAAAAUUCAAAGAUAUCAUUUGUUAAUUAAAUAUAUUAAAAGAAUUAAAUUAGAAGGGAAGAAAAAAUUAGAAUAUAAAGAAAAAGUUUUUAUUGUGCGGGAAAUUAAUUUUAUUUCUUUUGUAAAACUAUGAAAGUUCGAAAGUUAUGGCGGCUUCUGGCCGCCAUCUUCAUGGUCAAUCUUCAAGUCACACGUGCGGCUACAUCAUCAGGAUCUGGGUCUACUAAUGCGGUGGUGGAUGAGCCCGAGUUCACCGACGUGAUCGAGAACAUCACGGUGGCGGCGGGCCGCAACGUCAAGUUCGCCUGCUCGGUGAAGAACCUCGGCAGCUACAAGGUGGCUUGGAUGCACUUCGAGCAAUCCGCGAUCCUCACCGUACACAAUCACGUGAUAACGCGGAAUCCUCGCAUCAGCGUCACGCACGAUAAGCACCGCACGUGGUUCCUGCAUAUCAGUAACGUGCAGGAGGAGGACAAGGGGCGGUACAUGUGUCAGAUAAAUACGGUCGUCGCCAAGACGCAGUUCGGCUUCCUGCACGUUGUCGUUCCUCCAAACAUUGACGAUUCGCUAAGCAGCAGUGACGUCAUUGUUCGUGAGGGCGCCAACGAGACGCUGACCUGUCGCGCCACCGGCUCGCCACAACCCAGCGUGAAGUGGAAACGCGACGAUAACUCCAAGAUCACCAUAAACAAGACACUUACUGUCGUCGAGUGGGAGGGCGACACGCUGGAGCUGACGCGGAUCUCUCGUCUGGACAUGGGCGCUUACCUCUGCAUCGCCAGCAACGGCGUGCCGCCAUCAGUCAGCAAGCGGAUCAAAGUCAGCGUCGAUUUCCCACCGAUGCUCUGGAUCCCACAUCAACUCGUAGGUGCUCCAUUAGCGUAUUCUGUGACACUGGAGUGUUUCACCGAAGCUCACCCAAGCUCGCUAAACUAUUGGACUCGUGACGAUGGCCAGAUGAUUCACGAUUCCCGCAAAUACAGCACUGCAAACGUGGUGGGUUCCCCGGCGUACAAAACCCACAUGACCUUGACCAUCGCAAAUAUUCAACAAGCUGAUUAUGGGACUUACAAGUGCGUGGCGAAAAAUCCACGUGGCGAGACAGAUGGCACCAUUAGACUUUACACUUCCUCGCCGCCGACCACCUCGCCCCGGCCGACCACCACGGAUGCACCGAGUGGCCGGAGCAAGGACUCAUGGGCCGGCAGCGGUGAUCUCAACAACUCCGUCUACGGCAAUCAGACAUCCCUCAAUACCCAUUUAGCGGAGAAAGGUUCAAAGUAUCAAUCCAAUCUGAAUGAGAUCGACAAAUCGGAACAAAAGUCCAGCACGGAUGUGGAUUCCAAAGGAGUCAUCUAUGAGUGGCCCUCCUCGGAAGAGAACUCAUCAAAUUCAAGAUUUAAGCUAACGAGGAUAUGCUCCGCGCCAUUAUACAUCCUGAUGGCAACACUAGCGCUGUGGACAACGCAGCGGUGAAGAGCGUAAAUAGAGUAAGCUAGUCAUAGGCGCAAGCAUAGGCCACACACCACACACAUUGACGCACGUGUUAGCGCAGCGCAUAACCGAUGGCAAAUAUAUAAAAACCCAAUGCGCAAUUUCUGUUAUCGUAUUAUAAAUAAAACUAUAUUAUGUUUACAAAAACCAAAAACAAAAAAUGAUACCUAACUCGUAAGCUAACUGAUAACCUAAAAUGAAUAAGAUUGAUAUAUUGAGAACGUGCUGGUAAACAUAACUUUAAACACUACGGAUACGAUACGACUAUGAUAUAUAUAUACAAAUAUAAAUAUGAAUAUAUAUGAAUAUUAUAAACAAGAAAACAGAAAAACAAGUGUAGACACAUAUAGCUAAGGAAGCAACUGGAGUAUAUUUUUAAAUCAAGACUGAAAAUCAGUUAGGAUAAUGAAAUGAACUAAUUUACUAUACAAAAUUAGCAUAGACUAGCGUUGCAUACUAAUUUUCACUUGUUCGCGACGCGAGACGCGAACUUCGCUGACAGCGCGAGGGGCUGUGUGGGGGGGGGAGCAGGAUAAAGGAAUUAAAAACAACACACACUCACAGCAGUCACCACCGGGGCGGGGGAAGAUGUCAAAACUAGUAAAACUCUUUUCCAAACCAAAAUAGUCACAAAAAAAAAUUGUUUUUCAAAUCUGUAGGGAAGUAAAAUCAUUAAAUUCACACACAACUACCGCCAUCUAUAGGUGACACAAACAACUCACACAUUGUUAUAAUUCACAUAUGUUUAUCUUCAGUAUUAUUUCAUUUACUGACAAAAACAAAACAGGGUAUUAGCGUGUUUCUCAGUCGGUUUCGGUAACAAAAAAAAUCUUAACUAGGCUUAACACGUAGCUUAACAUAAAACUAAAACUUUUACCGUUUGUAAUGCGCGCACGCUCGUUAGUCUAUUGACGUAGUCAUAACCGCAACGUGAACUCCUACUGCUCGCCGCUAGGUGGCGACACAAGUCAUCCGUUUGAUUGUGUUUACUAAAAAAUGAGAAAUCAAAAGGAAAAAAUGUUGAAAAUGUUUAAAUUUUAAUCGUUGGCAUUAAGUUAGUAAUAUUAUAAUCAUAAAAUAUUAACGAUAUCAAUUUUGUGAACAUUAACUAUUCAGUUUCCAAUUGGUUCGUGUUAAAAAUUGAUAUUGACUAUGAAUGUAUAUUAAAUGUAGAUACAAACAUAUACAGGACAUUGUAAAUAUUACCAACACACACCCAAACACACACACUUAAUUAAUUAUAAACUAAAUUAUUAUAAAGUAAAAUAACGUAAAUGCAAACAAUAUUGAUACGUAAAUAAUGAUUAAAUUUUUAAAGCAUGAUUAUUUGUAACAUGUAACACUCUGUAUAUGAUUGCAAGUAUUCAACAGAUGGCGCUGAUUGUAUUUGUAACUACCGCGCUUUUGAUUCAGUAAGUAUUGAAUGCGCAUGCGCGUAUUUUGAAACGAUUACCAACUCAGCAAUCAUUACCGCAUAGGUUAUUAUGAUAAACUUGAAUGUGCUCACUGUGUGCGUUUGUAAAAAGAGAUGAAACUGUGAGGGAGCGAUAAAUACGAUAAAUAAAAUAAUGACAUCAUU